UAUCGUAACGAUGGCAGCAGCCCUAUACACCAGUCUCAUUUCAACCGCGCGGAUAAGGCGAAGAUCCUCAGUGCUCGAUUUAAGCCUGUUGAUGGUCGAGCUCGCACCCUUCAUGUAUAUGAAGAUGGCACGGGGACCUUCGACAAGGGUGAU
Messenger RNA from Aspergillus vadensis CBS 113365, 153 nucleotides. RefSeq lists its product as uncharacterized. The record is from RefSeq and is a predicted model, not a curated record. Lineage: Eukaryota; Fungi; Ascomycota; Eurotiomycetes; Eurotiales; Aspergillaceae. The transcript has a single exon. The annotation marks the transcript as partial.